GAUUGUGAUUUCGAGCUGCACAGCUCUGUUCUGUCUCCGCUUCUUUUGCCUUUUGUUUUCUGGAACUCUCGGUUUUUUGGUCCGCUUGUGGGACUCUCGUUAUAGUUUAAGCUGCUGUGAUCAAGGAUUGUGAUUUCAAGCUGCACAGCUCUGUUCUGUGUGUGCUUCUUUUGCCUUUUGUUUUCUACAACUCUCGGUUCUUUGCUCCGCUUGUGGGACUCUCGUUGCGAUUUAAGCUGCUGUGAUCAAGUUUUUUAUUGUGGCUGUAAGAGCAGAUGUCGAUCUCUAUGCUGAAAGAUAUACACUCGCGGGGUAGACACUGGACUGUUUGUACAAGGAUGUCAAGGAUGUGGGAUUAUCGUGGAGGCACCGAUGAUGGUGAUGUACGGCAUGUUGAUCUUGUCCUACUAGAUGCUGAGGGAACUGCUAUGUAUGCUCAAAUUGGAUCGGACAAUGUGAAGGAUAAGCAGCCUUUGUUUGCUGAAGGAAAAGUGUACAUGUUGAAGAGGUUUAAGGUCCUCAAGUCUAAACCUUCUUACAGGCCUGUUGACAAUGAAUUCAUGAUUGAGAUCACCUGCCACACAUUGAUUGAAGAAAAACAUGAUUUUCAAUCUGACUUCCCAAUGUACACAUACAACCUGACGAAAUUCCCUGAUUUGCCUUCGCUUGUUGGUGAGACCAAGUGUUUUGUUGAGGUGGCUGAUACAACCACAGUCCAACUCCAUAAUCAAAGCAGGGCUACGGUUCGAAGGGCAAUUACACUGAGAGACACUAGCAACUAUGAGAUCAAACUUUACCUUUGGGGUAAGAGAGCUUCUGAAUUUGAUGCUGAUAAGGUGUAUGCAGUUGGCCAAGAACAACCAAUCAUUGCUAUCUUUGUUGGAACACUUAUGAAAUCUUAUAAAGGCGAACAUUCGCUCAGUGGGAAUACAGCUUGUCGAUGGUACAUCAAUCCCGAUGUUCCUGAAGUCCAAGCUGUUAUAGACAGGUACAAGAUAUGCUUGAUGGGGACCGAUGGCACAGAUGAAGCAGAAUUUGUGUUUUUUGGUGAUAUGGGUCGUCGUCUUGUUCUUAAAGAUGUCAAUGUGCUAAUGAGAUCUUGUCGCAGCGCUGAUGGUAUUCCAAGUGAAAUAGCGUCGCUGGUAUCCCAAAAGUACCAUUUUACAGUUAAUGUAACCAGCAAAUGCUUUGAAAAGCCACAACGAUCAUACGAGGUGAAGCACAUCCAUUGUGCCUACGGCCGACAGACUACCAUUCCAACAAUCAAGAAACCCAGUGAUACACCUACUGAUGACAAACACAAAGCUGUUUUAUCAAUUGUCGGUUCAUCCAGUGCUAUGCAACCACACAAGGACCAACACGUUCAAAACGUGAAAGAUACUCCCCCACCAAAAGACUCUCCAAGCUUUACACCGCUAAAGACCAAACAGCCUCUUUCUGAGCACCCAAGUGAUGGCAAAAAAGAGAGAAAUAUACAUAGGCGAUUACUUAUGGAUAGAGCUUCAACUGAUGCAAAUUUAGACAAGCAUGAUGAUUCUCUUGAUGAUAACCUGGAAGAUUCUUUGGGUGAUGCUACUGCUAGGUCUCUCACUGGUUCUGAUGGUGAUGGUGGUUCCGAUGCUGAUGGUGGCGCCGAUUCAGCUAGGCAGUCUUACUUGUUUUCCUAA
Messenger RNA from Phragmites australis (common reed), 1667 nucleotides. RefSeq lists its product as uncharacterized. The record is from RefSeq and is a predicted model, not a curated record. Bases 276 to 1667 code for a protein of 463 amino acids. Gene Ontology annotation, cellular component: nucleus. Gene Ontology annotation, molecular function: DNA binding. Gene Ontology annotation, biological process: DNA repair; DNA replication; DNA recombination. The transcript is spliced from 12 exons. Lineage: Eukaryota; Viridiplantae; Streptophyta; Magnoliopsida; Poales; Poaceae.